Nicotiana tabacum (common tobacco) is the source of this 881-nucleotide messenger RNA. Its product is annotated as zinc finger protein ZAT7-like. Gene Ontology annotation, biological process: response to chitin. The record is from RefSeq and is a predicted model, not a curated record. NCBI's taxonomy places the organism in Eukaryota, Viridiplantae, Streptophyta, Magnoliopsida, Solanales, Solanaceae.
UCAAAACCAGCUACAAACAACUCCUUUUUUCACCCUCCAAAUUAAAAAGAAAAAAAAGUGUAACAUUUCUUAAUAUUUCAAGAAAACAUGGUGUUUCUACCAACAAAAAGAGAAAGAGAAGAAGAAGAUUUCCACAGCAUAAAAACCAUGGCAAAUUGCUUGAUGUUAUUCUCAAACCAAUCAAAUGAUUAUCAUUUUGACAAUAUUAUGAAGUACAACAACUCAACAACUAAUCGAGUUUUCGAGUGCAAGACUUGCAAUCGCCAGUUUUCAUCUUUUCAAGCAUUAGGUGGCCAUAGGGCAAGUCACAAGAAGCCAAGAUUAAAUAUGAGAGAAUUGAAUAACUUGCAAUUAUUUCAGUUACCUAAUAUUAAACCUAAAACACAUGAGUGUUCCAUUUGUGGGCUUGAGUUUGCCUUAGGACAAGCUUUAGGAGGGCAUAUGAGAAGACAUAGAGUUGUAAUAACAACAACAACGACGACGACGACGACGGCGGAGGCUCAGUCUCAAACAAGUUGGACUCGGCUAAAUGAAUUCUCAAGGCAUCAAGCUUUGAUGAAUAAUGAAAAUCUUGAUCAAGCUCCUAAUCGCCGAGUUCCUGUUGUUAAGAAAUUGAAUGGUCAGAGAGUUUUGUGUUUGGAUUUGAACUUGACGCCAUUGGAAAAUGAUCACUUAGAGUUUAAUUUAGGUGCAGAUUGUUUUUUAUGAUUGAACUUUCAAUUUUCUUCUGAUCUUCUUAUGGGUAUUGUGUUUAUUUAUCUGUUUGGUUGGUGUAAAUUGUUCUUCCUACAUAUAUUCCUUCAAUUUUUCCCCUGCUCAUUUUGGUUCCUUUCCUAUAUAUGAUAUGGAGAUAUAUUUGAAACACAAUACAAUUCUGUGUA